This is a messenger RNA of Petromyzon marinus (sea lamprey), 876 nucleotides long. The record is from RefSeq and is a predicted model, not a curated record. Lineage: Eukaryota; Metazoa; Chordata; Hyperoartia; Petromyzontiformes; Petromyzontidae.
GUGUGUCACUGUGUGUGUGUGUCACGUGACCAGGCUCUACGUCACCGCGUGCUGGACGAGCGAGGGACCCCCGUCGAGGUCGCGACCUCCGUCGAGCUGAAGGGCAUUGUGGGUAACGAUGGCCGCCACUACGUCCUCGACCUCCUGCGGUGCUUCCCCUGUGACCUCAACUUCCUGCCACCACCCCCCCCAUCAGCAGCCUCCACUGGUGGUGAUGAUGAUGUUGGCGAUGUCGAUGAGUCGAUGUGGGAGCUUGCCCCGGCGUGCAUCCAGGCUGGCUUCCCACGGCCUCACCCUCACCGUCUGUGCAGCCUGCGGCCUGAGCUAGUCGAGGCCUUUGUAGAGAACAGGUAUCUACGCUUCAUGCAGAGUGCUGCUGUGAAGUUUGUGCAGCAGAAGGUGGACUCCAAGAUGGCCGCCGAUUCCAAGAUGGCCGCUGGGAAGGGGGCGGAAGUGGAGGAGGAUGUGGAGGGAGUGAAUCUGCGUAUCGUGAAGGAGGCUUGCCAGGAGGUUCACUCCCUCAGCGACUCCAAAUUCCAGAUACAGUUCAACCUCGACGCUUACUCACCAGGUGUUCGUUUCCCGCCCUCUGAUUUCCCGGCUCUCCGUGCUCAACGUCGUCUCUUUAGAGACGCAGCUCAGUUCGUCAUCACUCACCAGAUCCCAGCUCUGGUGAGUGACCUCACCUGCCCGUCCUCCGCGUCUCUGCCCCUGGACGGGGCCUCGCUGUUGCUGCUGCUGCACCAGCGAGGGGUGAACGCUCGAUAUCUCGGGGACGUCCUCAAGCAGAUGGGGAUGGUGGGGGGCACCGACCUCGGAGUGGGGGGCACCGGCGACAAAGUGGGGGGCACCAGCGGCCGUGGACACGCAGCAUAC